Molecule: messenger RNA, 993 nt
Organism: Vollenhovia emeryi
Lineage: Eukaryota; Metazoa; Arthropoda; Insecta; Hymenoptera; Formicidae
Exons: 1
Coding region: 1-993 (330 amino acids)
Molecular function (GO): nucleic acid binding; zinc ion binding
Source: RefSeq, a predicted model, not a curated record
AUGGCUACCUUGAACGAUUUGACCGAUUUCCUGGAGAAAAGAUGCACAAUGUUAGAGAUGACGGACCGAGGAAAAGGCAAAACCGAGUCCGGAGCUGCAAAUUCGAAGAAGGCAGAGAAAAAACUCGUUAUGACAGCGACCACAACCUCGUGUGGAUUGUGCAAGAGGUCACAUCUACUCUUCAAAUGCGAUAAAUUUCUAAAAUUGUCUCCGAACGAGCGGUACCAGCAAGCCAGACAAUUAAAGCUGUGUACAAACUGCCUCAAAGAGGGUCACAUCGGUCGAGAAUGCAGGUCUUCGGCAUGCAGGAAAUGCAGCAAGAAGCAUAAUACGCUCUUGCAUAAAGACUCGGAGGGCAGUACGGAUAAGGAAAAAGAAGAAACAAGCAAUCAGCAAAACAGUGUAGCCACUCAUCAUAGUCAAGUGUCAGAAGAAAGGGAUAAUGAACAGGCGAUGUCCAGUGGAACCAUGGAAGAAGAGACGAGCCAAGCGGCCAAUCAUUGUGCUCCAAGAAGGUACACCAGAGUCGUUCUCUCUACCGCUCAAGUGUACGUGAGCGACGUCAAUGGUGCAAUGCAUCGCUGCAGAGCUUUAUUGGAUCCUGGGUCGCAAUCAAAUUUAAUCACGGAAGACCUGGUUAAAAGGUUGCAAAUUGCGAGCACAGGAGUCAAGUAUCCAGUCGUUGGGGUCAAUCAAGCAAGGGUCCUCGUAAACAAAUCUGUCAACAUUCAAUUGACGUCGACAACGUCCAACUACAAAGCAAAGCAAGAAUGUUUAGUCCUGCCAGUGAUAACGGAUCGAAUACCUCAGGUCAAGCUUCCCCAAGUGAAAUUAAGGAUCCCACAUCAUCUCAGCCUUGCGGAUCCGGAAUUUGACAAGCCGGGAGACAUAGACGUUUUGAUUGGAGCGGGACUUUUUUGGAAAGUGUUAAUUAAUUCCAGGAGAAAUCAUUUCAAGCAAGGAUGGCCCCACAUUGCAGAAUACCCAUUUUAG